AUGUCCCUCGCCGUCGUCGAUAUCGGCGUCGACUACCUCGACGAGAAGCAGAAAAUCACGAAUUUCUUGGAGAACUAUCUGGGAACAAGCGGGGACUUUGAGGAUGGGUUGGCGCAUAUGGAUCUGGAGGAUGAUGAGGGGCCUGCGGCGAGGUACAGGGGACAUAAAUACAUGUCUCAGCUGCAACGGAUAGCGAACCGCGAGCAGCAGAUGCUGGUCAUCGAGCUCGAGGACAUCUCCAAGUACGAGAAGACCGUCGCUGAGCUAGUGGCGCGCAUCAAGCACAACGUCCGGCGCUACGUCCGGCUUUUCAACGAAGUCGUCGACUCGAUCAUGCCACAGCCCACCAAAGACCUCUCCGAGUCCGACGACGUCAUCGACGUUGUUCUUCAUCAACGCGCCAACCGUAACGCCGAGCUGGAGAGCGAGGACCAGACGCAGAACCUAUUCCCCGCGCAUCUCGUACGGAGAUACAACCUGUACUUCAAACCGCUCCUCUCAGACGUAGCAAUGGCCGUGCGCGACGUCAAAGGCGCCUACCUCGGCAAACUCAUCACCGUCCGCGGCAUCGUCACGCGCGUAUCGGAAGUCAAACCUCUCCUCCUUGUCAACGCCUACACGUGCGACGCAUGCGGCAGCGAAACCUUCCAAGAGAUCUCGAACAAGCAGUUCACGCCGAUCACGGACUGCCAAAAUGAGGCGGAGUGCAAGAAGAAUGGGAUUCAUGGGAGUCUGCAUAUGCAGACCAGGGCGAGCAGGUUUAGUCCGUUCCAGGAGGUCAAGAUUCAGGAGAUGGCAGACCAAGUCCCCGUCGGCCACAUCCCGCGCUCCAUGACCGUCCACGUCUCCGGCAACCUCACCCGCACCGUCUCCCCAGGCGACGUAAUCCACAUUGGCGGCGCCUUCCUGCCCGUCCCCUACACCGGCUUCCAAGCCAUCCGCGCCGGCCUUCUCACAGACACCUACCUCGAAGCGCACCACAUCUACCAACUCAAAAAGCAAUAUACCGAGAUGGAGCUCACGCCCGAAAUCGAAGCGCAGAUCGAGGAGCUCAAGAUGGAUCCGGCGCUGUACAAUAAACUCGCGCAUAGUAUCGCGCCGGAGAUCUAUGGGCAUGUGGACGUUAAGAAGGCGUUGUUGCUUUUGCUUGUGGGCGGUGUGACGAAGACGACGGGGGACGGGAUGAUGAUCAGGGGAGAUUUGAACGUUUGUUUGAUGGGCGAUCCCGGUGUGGCCAAGUCGCAGCUGUUGAAGUACAUCUCGAAGGUGGCGCCGCGGGGGGUGUACACCACCGGCAAGGGUUCGUCAGGCGUCGGUCUGACAGCCGCCGUCAUGCGCGACCCCGUCACGGACGAGAUGGUCCUGGAGGGCGGCGCCCUGGUCCUCGCCGACAACGGCAUCUGCUGCAUCGACGAAUUCGACAAAAUGGAAGACGCAGACCGCACCGCGAUCCACGAAGUAAUGGAGCAACAAACCAUCUCCAUCUCCAAAGCCGGCAUCUCCACCACCCUCAACGCGCGCACCUCCAUCCUCGCCGCGGCCAACCCGCUCUACGGGCGCUACAACACCAAGGUCUCGCCCGUGGAAAACAUCAACCUCCCCGCGGCGCUGCUGUCGCGUUUCGAUUUGAUGUUUUUGAUACUGGAUAAGCCGAGCAGGGCGGACGACGAGAUGCUUGCGCGGCAUGUGACUUAUGUUCAUAUGCACGGCGAACACCCGCAACUCGACUUUGACCCGGUCGAGCCGGGUCUGAUGCGGCACUAUAUCGCCCAAGCGCGCCGCCGUCGUCCAACCGUGCCCGCAGAUGUAUCGCAAUACGUCGUCGACGCUUACGUCCGACUCCGCAAACAAAGCAAAGACGACGAGGCAGCCGGUAAAGCCGAAGGAUACACCUCCGUCCGAACGCUCCUGGGUGUGUUGCGCCUGUCUCAAGCGCUUGCGAGGUUGCGGUUCGCCGAUACGGUGCUGGUGCACGAUGUGGACGAGGCGUUACGGUUGAUGACUGUCUCCAAAGAGUCGCUUGCGGAUGAGGAAGAGGAUGAGGGGCGCGGUGCAGACCGGAGCGAGACGAGCAAGAUAUACCGUGUCAUACGCGAUCUUCUUACAAAGCCGGCUGGUGGGCGGAGGCCGAAGAGGCAACGCAGGAUGGGCAGAGGCCCCGGGAGGGAGAGGGAUAUGGACGUGGAUAGCGAUGCGGAGGAUGAGGAGGAGGAUACGGUUAGCCUCGUUGAUGUCAGGCAGCGUGUGAUUGGGUUGGGCUUCACGGAGGCUGCGCUCAUGAAGACGAUCCUUGAGUAUGAAGAUAUGGACGUGUGGAUGCGGGUCGCGAACAAUACAAAGCUGCGUCUGUUGGACAGCUAG
Peniophora sp. CBMAI 1063 is the source of this 2361-nucleotide messenger RNA. The record is from the annotation of a GenBank genome assembly. Lineage: Eukaryota; Fungi; Basidiomycota; Agaricomycetes; Russulales; Peniophoraceae.